Parastagonospora nodorum SN15 is the source of this 276-nucleotide messenger RNA. RefSeq lists its product as hypothetical. Bases 1 to 276 code for a protein of 91 amino acids. Lineage: Eukaryota; Fungi; Ascomycota; Dothideomycetes; Pleosporales; Phaeosphaeriaceae. The transcript has a single exon. The record is from RefSeq and is a predicted model, not a curated record.
AUGGCCACCGCCCGUUCUGAGUCGCAUGUUUCUACCGGUGUCGGACCGCAAGCCUCGUUUGUUUCCACAUCGCCUGAGGCCCGCCUGCCAGUCGAGCUUUGGCAGUUGAUCAUCGCGCACCUGGACGACCAUUGUUUCGUCUGGUUCGUUCUGCGACGCACUUCACACUUCUUCAGGCUCGUCACCGAGGACUUGUUCGCGCGCUACAUCUUCCGCACUUGCAUCGUUCGCUUCGCUGGCGAGCAUGCAAAGAAGCUUCUGUUUCUUCCCACGUAA